This is a messenger RNA of Cavenderia fasciculata, 1794 nucleotides long. RefSeq lists its product as uncharacterized. The transcript has 3 exons. The record is from RefSeq and is a predicted model, not a curated record. The coding region runs from base 1 to 1794 and encodes 597 amino acids. Lineage: Eukaryota; Evosea; Eumycetozoa; Acytosteliales; Cavenderiaceae.
AUGUGUCGUCAUGAUAUUUGUAUUGUACGAGCUUGUUAUGAUCAUAAAGCAAGUUUGUGUAGACACGAGAGAAAGUCAUCACAUGAUUGUGACGUUUCCCAAUGUAAAAUUUGUCAACGUGUAAAGAGUCGUCCAACUGUCACAAAUAGUAAUCACAAUAAUCAUAGUAACAAUAGUAACCAUUCACCUCGGUCAGAUUCCUCAUCUGGAUCAAGUUCAUCAUCAUCAUCGGCCAAAAGUAGUCCAACUCUAUUUUCAAGUUCAGAAGCAGUGUUGCCAAUUGGAAGUUCGCCAGUAACAUAUCAAACCAAUUUAAUUGUUCUUGGAACAUCUAGUUCAUCUAGUUCUUCGUCUUCAUCAUCAACUUCAUCAAGUGCCAUUCCAUCGCCUGCAUCAAGUCCAAAACCAAAACAAGGUAAAACAUCUCCAACUUUAAAAGUUCAAAUUAAAUCGCCAAAAAAGUCUGCUUGUAUUUCUGGAUCAUCUUUGUCACCUACCAGUCUCUCAUCAUGUGUCUUUGAAAAGAAAAGGAAUAGUAAAGAGAAAUUGUUUCCCAAUUUAAAGAUUGAUAGUCAUAGUCAUAGUCAUAGUGGUCAAUACUCACCCCCUUCAUCGGCUACGACUAGUCCAGUUGCACCAGGUGAAAUCAUGAGAUCCCCUCUUUUACAUCAUCUUCAUCAUCCUCCACCUCCUUCCAACAACAACAACCAACCUCCAUUCAGUCCAACAGCCGGUAUAUUGCAUUUGACACCACAACAUGCACAAAGAGACCCUUUUGCACUAGACCUGGUAUUUGGUCCGUUGAUGGGAUACCCAAUCUCACCAACAUCAUCAUCACAUCAUCAUCAUCACCAACAUCAACAUCAACAUCAUCAAAUGUAUGCUAGUACUAGUACAAUAAUACCAACAUCUCCAUCAUCUACUGCUAUACCAUUACAUCCUUAUUCUGAUCAGCAUAAUGGUGGAGGUGGUGGGUCAGCUAUGGGAACACCAUCUUCUUCCUCCUCCUCUUCAUAUACCAGCUAUAGUACACCACUAGACUAUAAUGGAAUCAUUCCAACUACACCAACAACCAUUAUAGCACAUUCUCCAUCAUUGUCUGGGUGUGAACAACAACAUUUCAACGUCCCCUAUAUUAAUUUAACAUCAUCUGUUCAAGAUACUCCGCCUGUAUCCUUUAUUACUACCGUCACUCCUCAUAACCAACACCAUCAUCAACAACAACAUCAUCAUAUUCAUAACCAACAACAAAACCAUCAUCAACAAUCACAUCAACAACAUUCUCAACAACCAUGUCAAAAUAGUCAAACUUCCAACAAUGUUAAUUCUUCCAACAUUGAUAAUACUCCAUUGUAUAAUAAUAAUAAUAAUCAAACUUUGAAUCGAAUUACUUCUGCGCAAAGUGGCAGUAAUAAUAAUACCAAUACCAACAAUACAAAUACAAAUACAACCAACACCCAUUGUAAUCAUAAUAAUAAUAAUAAUAAUAAUACCGAUGCUGUAAAUGAUAACCAUUAUUUAAGUUUUUUAAAUCCUUCAUCUCUUAACAACCACAAUAACACUACGACCAAUACCAAUACCACCAACAACAACAAUAAUAAUAGUAUUGUUGUUUAUAACCAAAACAAUCAUAACCAUCAUCACCAUCAUCACCAUCACCUUCAAUUUUCCAACAACAACAUUAACAAUCCCAACAACAUCAAUAACAAUACACCAACCAACAACAACAACAACAACAAUAACCAACAAGAAAUAUUGUUAGAUUACACCAUCUAUCAAAGUAUUACUAUAUAG